ACAGAGCCCGCUUACCGCGUCAGUCAUUCACACUUCACAGUUAGGUAUUCAGUGUUUUGCUUUGUAUUGAGUAGAGAAUGUAGUCGAAUGGUACUUUGAUCGAAGUAUAAACAUCUAUGCGCGUGCGGAUGUGCCUCGCCUUUGCUUUGUCCAGUGUCGCUUAAUUGAGACAGACUGUUUAUAACGAAUAAUGUGACUAGUUUUCUUAGAAAUGAUGUUUCGUCUGUGAUAAACAUAAAUGUUUUUGUGAUGAGUGUUCAUUAAGUUAGUGGUGUGUAAAAUGGGUUUAAUAACAUCCCGUGAACAAACCAUGUUGGAUGGACCAGUCACUACAACAAAAAGCCACCAUGUACGGCAACCGUCCACCAGAAAUCGGACAAAACCUCCGAUGCCAGAUAGAGAUGAAUUGGAGAAUAGAUUCAUCAAGGUUCUGGCAUCUAUGGAUCUGCCACCGGACAAAGCAAAACUCCUGCGCAACUACGACCUGGAGAAGAAAUGGGAGAUCAUUUGCGACCAGGAUAUGGUUCAAGCAAAAGAUUCUCCGGCGCACUAUUUGAACAAACUCCGAACCUACCUCGAUCCUAAAGCUUCUAGGAGUCAUAGGAAAAGAAAAAUGGUAGGUGACUCGACCUCCACGCAAGUGCUGCGGGAUUUAGAAAUAUCGCUGCGAACCAAUCAUAUUGAAUGGGUCCGCGAAUUUCUGAAUGAGCAUAACCAAGGACUAGAUGUGCUGAUCGACUACCUGAGCUUUAGACUAAGUAUGAUGCGGCAUGAGCAGAGGAUAGCGCUUGCACGGAGUCAGUCCAGCGAUGGUAUUCAUCAAGUCAACACAACAACCUCGGACUGCAGUGGUCCAACAGAAGGUAGUGCCACCUUAACCUCCACGUGGAGAAGAAGAGCCAGAUCGGCCGAUUCCGAAAUCGAAGGCGCUGGGAGUCCCGCUGUAGCUCGCAGAAGAACGCGACACGCCGCCAGGCUUAACAUGGGAGCAUCCACGGACGAUAUACACGUUUGCAUUAUGUGUAUGCGGGCUAUUAUGAAUAAUAAGUACGGCUUCAAUAUGGUGAUACAACAUAGAGAAGCGAUCAACAGUAUUGCACUAUCUCUAGUGCAUCAUUCGUUACGAACCAAAGCGCUGGUACUGGAACUGCUGGCUGCCAUAUGUCUAGUGAAGGGAGGGCAUCAGAUUAUAUUAUCUGCAUUUGAUAACUUUAAGGAGGUGGUCGGUGAGCCCAGGCGGUUUCACACACUGAUGGAGUAUUUCAUGAACUACGACAGCUUCCAUAUUGAGUUUAUGGUAGCGUGUAUGCAGUUCGUGAACAUAAUAGUACAUUCAGUAGAAGAUAUGAACUUCAGAGUUCACCUUCAGUAUGAGUUUACGGCCCUCAAACUCGACGAAUACCUUGAGAGGUUACGGCUUUGCGAAAGUGAAGACUUGCAGGUACAAAUAUCAGCGUACCUAGACAAUGUUUUCGACGUGGCCGCUCUCAUGGAGGACAGUGAAACCAAAACAGCUGCUCUCGAAAAGGUCAACGAACUCGAAGACGAAUUGGGACAUGCACACGAAAGGCUGGCAGCGUUAGAAAGAGAUGCAAUAGCGAAACUGGCGACGCUCGAAUCUGAGCUCGCUCAAGUAAGGCAAGAGCGGGACCACCUCGCCGAAGCAAGAAGACAGGUUGUUGAAGAGGUGUCAACGUUGCGGCGAGCGCAACAGGAUUCCCGUAACAGACAGUCCAUGUUAGAGUCGAAGGUGCAAGAGCUGGAAUCUCUCACCAAAUCUCUACCUCGGGGUGCCUCAAUGGGUGCAAUAUCCUCCGCGCUCUGUAACGGCAACAUCCAAAACGGUCCAACCAAUGGCCACGUUUCCCCCCCGCACCUCACAAAUGGGGAUGUACAUUCCCGGCUCCCCUCACCACCAGGCCCUCCAGCGCCACCUGUUCCCCCCGUGCCGCAGGUGCCCCAGGCCCCUUCGCCUCCCUUGCCACCUCCGCCGCCGCCUCCCCCAGUGCUAAUCCCCCCUCCCGCCCCACCAGCCCCUCCAGCGCCUGGUCUCAUGCCCGCUCCUCAUCACACAGACGCAAUGACCAUAAAGAGAAAGGUGGAUACGAAGUAUAAGCUGCCAACCUUGAACUGGAUCGCGUUGAAGCCUAAUCAGGUCCGAGGCACAAUAUUCAAUGAAUUAGACGAAGAGCGACCACGUCGAAGGAUUAACUUCUCCGAAUUCGAAGAGAAGUUCCGUAUCGGCGGCGCGUGCGCAGCUCUGCAACACAACGACGACACUCUGACGUCAUUCCCAAGCAAACGAUUCCGUAAACCAGACACCUUAUCCCUACUUGAACAUACGCGACUUAGGAAUAUCGCGAUCUCAAGGCGGAAACUCGACACGCCAGUAGAAAAAGUAAUUGCAGCAAUAAACAACCUCGACCUCAAACAACUACCCCUCGAGAGCGUAGAGAUCCUUCAACGCAUGGUGCCCACAGAGGCCGAACAGAAAGCGUACAAGGAAUACGUAGCGGAGAAGAAAAACAUCAACCAAUUAACAGAGGAAGACAAAUUCCUGAUGCAACUCGCCAAAGUCGAGAGGAUCUCGGCCAAACUGUCCAUCAUGAGCUACAUGGGAAAUUUCUUCGACAACAUUCACUUAAUAACACCACAGAUACACGCGAUAAUAUCCGGCUCGUCCUCGGUCAAAUCUUCGCAGAAAUUGAGGAACGUCUUGGAGAUUAUUCUCGCGUUUGGGAAUUAUUUGAACAGCAGCAAGCGUGGACCGGCGUACGGUUUCAAAUUGCAAUCUUUAGAUACGUUAAUGGAUACGAAGUCGACGGAUAAGAGAGUGUCGUUGCUGCAUUAUAUUGUGGCCACGAUAAGGCAGAACUUCCCAGAGUUGCUGAGCUUUGAUACGGAGCUGUUGUAUAUCGACAAGGCCGCUCAAGUGUCGCUAGAAAACGUUUUAGCCGACGUAGCAGAACUGGAGCGCGGUAUGGAAGCGGCGAGACGCGAAAGUGAAGCGCGGGACACGCAUCGAUCUGCGCACGCGCACGUACUUAGGGACUUUAUCGCGAACGCGGCGGACAAGCUACGGCGGUUACGGCACGAGACUAAACAUGCACAGGACUCAUUCGCAUCAUGCGUGGAAUACUUUGGCGAGGCGCCACGUGGCUGUGACGCCAAUACUUUCUUCUCGCUUCUCGUCAGGUUUACGAGGGCGUUUAAGCAAGCGGACAUAGAGAACGAGCAGCGUCGUCGACUAGAAAUGGCCGCGCAGCAAGCUGACCACGUCGACCCUAACAAAGUCAAGUUCGUACAGAAGAAACAACAGGAAGCUGUCAUCAACGAAUUAAAAACGAAAUCACAGGCUGUCGGCGAAAAGAAACUACUCCUACAGGACGAAGUAUACAAUGGUGCCUUAGAGGACAUACUACACGGAUUACGAAGUGAGCCGUAUAGACGCGCAGAUGCUGUUAGACGCUCGCAAAGACGCCGAAUCAACUCCCACAGACUAUCCAAAGGCUUAGAAGAGCUGGAUGUAUGAUAUGAGCUGGAAUCCAGCGACAAGCUGGAUUUCUCAGUACAAAACGCGGUCAUGUCUAUCAACGAACGCUGCGGCGUUAAUAAAAAACGUCGCAAAGACCUAGAAAUGGUGCACAAGAAACCGAUCGCAAUAUACAACAUCGAAGACAAUAUUGACUUUUGUGAUUUUCAAACCCGUAAACCCAAAAGUUCCACCUACAAAGUGGCCCCAACUGAUCACCAAGUGGAAGAAAGGUGUGAACUGAUCAAAUCCACGUAUGAUGUGAUAUCGAAAUAUACGCGGGCGAUGUUUGACAAAACAAAUGAAACGGUUGUAUGAGCGUUUGUCGCAGUAUUUUCAAUAUUACAAGAGGGAAUAUACGUUUACUUUUAUAUUUAAUACGACUUAAUGGUUCAAAUUAAAAAAAAAAUAUCUACUACAACCUAAUCAUAUUUUUAUACUUUUUGUGGCAAAUAAUUCUGGUUAAACAUGCGUAUUCCCUAAACAAUAGCGACUUUUUGCGAUUUUUUUCGCAUAGCGACACCGUUCACUAGGUGUGUGUUGCCAUUUUUGCAUAUUUCACGAAAUUACAAAUGUAAUGUCCGUUAGUUUAUAGCCAGUAUUAAAUGUACAAAGUAUAUUCUGAUACAUAUUAAGCAACAUAUAGCCUACACUUAGAUUUUGUACCGAUAGAAUAAGCAUUUGAUACGCCCACGGUUCAUUCCACGCAUAUUUUGCUAUUUAAAUAUACAAUUUUCGACUUCUAUACAGGAUUUUUAACCCGUAUUUAAACGACCUAAAAGUUUUUUAAACACCAAAAUGAGACUAAAGAAAAAUUUGAAACUGUACUUUGUGGCGUUUUUAUAGUACUUUUUAUCUUGGUUUCCAUCCAGGGUUGCCAGAUACAUAACAAUUUUAAGUGGGGUAUGGUAAGUUUGAAGACACUGUAUAAUUUAAAGACUGGCAGCCCAAAGAUGUAUCGAAUGUGAAUGACUGAGGAACUUGUAUCCAUGAUUAUGUAAUAAAUUACAAAAAAAUGAAAAUGAUUGAAGUUUGGAUGAAGCCGCAAUUUUUAUGUUCUUAAUUUAAAGCUAGAUUUACUUUUAAAAGAUAAAAGUUUGAUAUGCCUAAGCCUUAAAAUACGCACAUAUUUUUAAUUGUCUACUUUUUACACAUUUGGUAUUUGAUGUAUGUUGGGAAAUAGAUAAUAAUCACGAUUGUACUGUGAUUUGCGCGAACGAUUUUUUGUGCAUUUAUAUUUAGCAUUUGUACCUAAUGAUAGUAAUAGUUCAAAGUAUGUUUAAAUUUUUACAUGGCAAUAUUUCGCUUGUUAAAUUACCGCAUUGUGAUACGCUGAUGAUAAAGAUCUUAAUUUUAUUAUCUACAAUAACAGUCUUAUAGAAGACACCUGCAUGACAUUAGUUAAUUCUGAACAGUUUAUUUUGAUGACCUUUUAUUUUUUUAAUUUAAAAUGGGAUUGAAUGCAACUGAUCUGAUUAGAGAUAUUCAUUUUUCCAAUGUGUUGUAAAUAAUUUUAUUUGUAUAGCAACACUGAACUGAAUCGGAGCUGGUAGUGUAAAUAUAGUAUAUCUCAAGAAACUUGAGUUUUAACCUGAAUUAUUGUGUUUUUUUCGGAUGAGUGUUGCCAUACUUUAAGUUAAAUUUAUUUAAUGGAGAAUUAAAAUAAUAUAUUAUUUCCAGUUUGCACAGUUUGUAUUAGUGUGAAAACGCAUUAUAACUUUUGAAUAAUUAUCCUAUGCAUAUAAAAUUCUAAAUUGGCAGGCAAGGAUAUUUUGGAAAAUACUCAGAAUAAUGUGGUUUUGCAAAUUAGGUGCUUUCUGCACAAUAUUGAGUAGUUUUAUUAUUUGGUAAGAAGACGGUUCUGGUUUUGGACAGGGUUAAAGGCUAUUAGCACAAAAAGUGGUUGUUAAUAAUUUGUUGAUUGAUGAAGUUAAUAGGGAUUUUGUGCGAGAUUGGAAGUGUGACAAAAUAUUCUUUGGUAAAAUUUAACUAAAUUAUUAACUGCAUGGAUAAUAGAAGUUUAAACUUGCACUCAAAAUUUACUAUGAAGCAAUUAUUAAGGCCAUACUACUUUUAAAAUGCAUUGAUUUAGAAUUUAAAAAGCAUAGUCACUUCCAAUCUACAAUGAAUGUGUUGAAUCUCAAAAUAAGAACAAUUUCCCUGUAAUGGUGUAUGUGAUGUAUAGUUAAAGUUUUAAUAUUUUCGCUCAUUGCAUGUACGCUAGAGUUAGAGACAGUAUUCAGUGAUGCAAUAAACAUACAUUUUACAAUG
Messenger RNA from Pieris napi, 5803 nucleotides. It is a transcript of the gene Frl, whose product is annotated as formin-like protein. Gene Ontology annotation, biological process: regulation of cell shape; cortical actin cytoskeleton organization; cell migration. The transcript has 18 exons. Lineage: Eukaryota; Metazoa; Arthropoda; Insecta; Lepidoptera; Pieridae. Bases 281 to 3532 code for a protein of 1083 amino acids. Gene Ontology annotation, cellular component: cytosol. The record is from RefSeq and is a predicted model, not a curated record. Gene Ontology annotation, molecular function: small GTPase binding; actin filament binding.